AUGAGAAUUAUUGUCAUCUUCAAUCUAUCAUUAUUUUCAUUUUACAAAUCAACAUAUUUUGCACGUCAACAUGUUCAUCAUCAAGCCAAGCCAAGCCAAAUUAUCUCCCAUUCCAUCGUCUCAGCUUUAUUACCAUUGUUGAUAUUAUCUCUCUCUUUCUUUCUCUCUCUCUCUCUCACACUCUCUUUCUCUCUCUCACUCUCUUUCUUCAUUGUCCUAAAACAUCCAAAUGUUCAAAGACAUAUUCCGGUCGCGACAAUGUUGAUCACUUCCUGUCGGAUGCUGGCAACUAAAUCUGUCACUGCCCUUCCCUCUUUUCAUGGACACAAAUUUUCUGGAAUUCUCUUCAGUUUCGUAAUCUCCCAAUCCUCUCUCCCUCUCCCCCUCCUUCUCUGUAAAAUAAAUCUCACAUCGGAAAGAUCUCAGUCAUGCGUCCUUCUCUAUGCCACAAGCAGGCAUGGCAUCGUUUUUGAGAGAAAGUGGCCUGUCUUUCACGCGCGGCUAGCUCGUUUCCUCUUCCUUUCUCUCCUGUCUUUAGCGAUAGUCGUUUCCAUGUCGUUCGCAUUUGAUGGUGACAAUUUUGAUGAUCUCAUCGUCUCUCCAACCAAAAAAUAA
Acanthosepion pharaonis is the source of this 615-nucleotide messenger RNA. The record is from the annotation of a GenBank genome assembly. NCBI's taxonomy places the organism in Eukaryota, Metazoa, Mollusca, Cephalopoda, Sepiida, Sepiidae.